AUGAACCCACACAUAUCGCUCCCAAGGCCAACAGGCGGCCCGUCAAACUUUGGAUCGACCCUAUCGUCACGGCGGAAUGAGGUCAAGAUGCCGCGUUUCUUCAAGCGCAUGUUCAAGUUUCCACAGAUGGACUUUGAGAUGGCCAUAUGGGAGAUCAUGAGCCUAAUAAUAGCACCCAAGAAGGUGUUCCGACAAAUCUACUAUCAUAAACAAACCACCAAGACAUACCACCGCCCCGACCCAUCAUUCACAUACCUACUCUCCUUCUUCCUCACUCUCACAUCACUUGCGUGGGGCUUCGCAUACGCCGAUGGCUUUACACAGACCCUUCAUAUUACCAUGGUCUUCAUAUUUGGGCACUUUUUGGUGCUAUCACUGUUGAUCGCAACGCUGUUCUUCUUCCUAGUCGGCCGGUUAUUGGGUCCGGACAACACAUUGCUACCUGGGCGACGGAGAGGACUAUACAACUUGGGAGAAGACUCAGGCAAGGAAGAGCUGGAGUUUGGUUACUGCUGGGAUGUCGCCAUCAGAGCGUUUGUGCCAGUCUGGGUGUUUCUCUACGUUGUGCAGUUCAUAUGCAUGCCAUUGAUUGGCACUCACCACUGGUUCUCACUGCUGCUUUCGAACACACUCUACCUGCUCGCGCUAAAUUACUACUUCAUCAUCACGUUUUUGGGCUACAAGGAAUUGCCCUUCCUACACCAUACCGAGCUCCUUCUAGUUCCGGUAGCUGUUAUGGCAAUACUCUGGUUUGCGUCCCUCUUCGGUUUCAACAUGUCGACACACUUCGCGCCAGUGUUAUGGACCGGCGCCAAGUUGCGGAAACACGUCUGA
Molecule: messenger RNA, 834 nt
Organism: Alternaria postmessia
Lineage: Eukaryota; Fungi; Ascomycota; Dothideomycetes; Pleosporales; Pleosporaceae
Exons: 3
Coding region: 1-834 (277 amino acids)
Cellular component (GO): Golgi membrane
Source: RefSeq, a predicted model, not a curated record